Mandrillus leucophaeus (drill) is the source of this 1304-nucleotide messenger RNA. It is a transcript of the gene MRPL14, whose product is annotated as mitochondrial ribosomal protein L14. Lineage: Eukaryota; Metazoa; Chordata; Mammalia; Primates; Cercopithecidae. The record is from RefSeq and is a predicted model, not a curated record. Gene Ontology annotation, biological process: translation. The transcript has 3 exons. The coding region runs from base 660 to 1097 and encodes 145 amino acids. Gene Ontology annotation, molecular function: structural constituent of ribosome. Gene Ontology annotation, cellular component: mitochondrion; ribosome.
ACCUUGGGCUACUUGGGAAACUCUGGGAGUUUGGGAGAUACUUAACUCCCAGAGCUGGUGGUGGUGGGGAACUGCCACUGCUGAACAGAAGGACACUGCCCCCCUGGGGGUUUGGAUCUUGUAGUUGGUCAGCGUCGCUGCUGUAUGCUGGCUUUUCAAGAGUUCAUUAGUAGCUUGUGGAAUGCAACUGUAAGGUUUGAUUUAUUGCAGUGUUUUUCAAACUGAAUCCUAUGGUGAGUUGGAAAUCAGUUUAGUAGAUCACGGCCAUUUAAAACGUGAAACAGAAAAUAUCAGACAGUGUUGCACUUAGUAAGGGUAUUGUUUCUUGACACUUGCUUCAGGUGUACACACACGUGUGAGUGUAUUAGAAGGUGUUCUACAGUGUGUUUCUGUAGGUCGCAGUGAGAAAAAUUUGAAAAGCAUUGGUGUCCUGUGCCCUUCUAUUUGCCCUCUUGCCUUUCUUUGCCUGAGUUUUCAGUCACUUAAAAUUGUCCGUGAGGAUGCAGUUAGCAUGCCAGGAAUAUACAGUAAAGAACAAAGUGGAUAUUCUUCACGGAGGUUACUGUGUGAGAUGAAAGACAGUUCACUAUUCAUCACUGGAAAUACUGUAUGUGCUAUUGAAAAACAAGGAUUUUAUUGAGGAUCUAUCUUGGGAUCCCAUGGCUUUCUUUACUGGGCUCUGGGGCCCCUUCACCUGUGUACGCAGAGCACUGAGCCAUCGCUGUUUCAGCACCACUGGGAGCCUGAGUGCGAUUCAGAAGAUGACGCGGGUACGAGUGGUGGACAACAGUGCCCUGGGGAACAGCGCAUACCAUCGGGCUCCUCGCUGCAUUCAUGUCUAUAACAAGAAUGGAGUGGGCAAGGUGGGCGACCAGAUACUACUGGCCAUCAAGGGACAGAAGAAAAAGGCGCUCAUUGUGGGACAUUGCAUGCCUGGCCCCCGAAUGACCCCCCGAUUCGACUCCAACAACGUGGUCCUCAUUGAGGACAACGGGAACCCUGUGGGGACACGAAUUAAGACACCCAUCCCCAGCAGCCUGCGCAAGCGGGAAGGCGAGUAUUCCAAGGUGCUGGCCAUUGCUCAGAACUUUGUGUGAGUUGAGCCCAGGCCUCUGGUUGCAGGAGGGUUCGUGAAUGGAGCAGUUCUGAGAACGACUCUUUUGCUAAGGGAGCUUGGGAGCCACAUGGCUGCUCCCUUCACACUGGGUAACAGUGUAAUGUCCUGUGAGAGAAUAAAUAUAUUCAUUUAUGUGUUCCGGAGCUUUCUGGGAUGUGGUGGGAAAAUAAAUGACACUGAAGCAGUU